Cadophora gregata is the source of this 774-nucleotide messenger RNA. RefSeq lists its product as uncharacterized. Gene Ontology annotation, molecular function: hydrolase activity, acting on halide bonds, in C-halide compounds. Lineage: Eukaryota; Fungi; Ascomycota; Leotiomycetes; Helotiales; Ploettnerulaceae. The transcript is spliced from 3 exons. The record is from RefSeq and is a predicted model, not a curated record. The coding region runs from base 1 to 774 and encodes 257 amino acids.
AUGGCUCCGAGCAGUGAUGUUGUUCUUGCAUUUGAUCUGUAUGGCACUCUGCUCUCGACAGAGAGCAUUGCGAAGGAGCUAGCGAGUCAUUUUGGAGACGAGAAAGCACAGUCUAUCGCUGCUUUAUGGCGGAGAUUCCAAUUAGAGUACACAUGGCGAAUGAAUAGCAUGGGCCUCUAUAAGUCAUUUUCGGAGAUCACACAUGCAUCACUCAAGCAUGCUCUGGCCGAAUCAUCCGUCACUCUCUCAGAAAAAAGUAUAGCUUCUCUGAUGACAGCAUACGACUCACUCGGCACCUUCCCGGACGUUCCACCUGGUCUAAAAAAUGUAUCAUCCUCUCCCAACAUAACGGCGUACGUAUUCUCCAACGGUACAGAUGCCAUGGUUUCAUCAUCCGUUAAGAAAUCUGCCGCUAUCUCCGCUUACGCGUGGGUCUUCAAAGAUCUUGUCACUGUGGAAGAAGUCCAUGCCUACAAGCCGGACCCGAAGGCGUAUGAACAUUUGCUGAGGAAAGUUGGGAAGGAGAAUGAUGCUGGAAGCGUGUGGUUGGUGAGUGGCAACCCAUUUGAUGUUGUGGGUGCGAGAGCGGUUGGCAUGCAAGCUGCGUGGGUAGAUAGAAAAGGUGGGCAUCAUGGGGCAGGUGGAUGGACGGAUCAGCUAGGGACGUUGGCGAGUGGUGGGCCGACAAUUGUAGUUGACGGGGUGGAGGGUGCUGUGGAGAGUAUCAAGAAGUGGGUUGUGGAUAAUGGGGGGAGUAAAUGGGCGUUGGUUUAG